AAAUUGAUCAAACAGCUAGCUUUCACCUAACGUAGCCAUCUUCAACUCUCCUUCUUCCUUGGAGAGAUUCUUGUUCAUUUUCCUCUGCCCUUUCAAACAAUUACCGCGAAAAUAUGGCGUUUUCUGAUAGAAAAUCUUUGAUCCCAAAUUAUCUUUACAGUACAACAUCAGCUAAUUCUUCUAAGAAUCUCACUACUGCUUUGGACAAUCAUCAUGGCAAUAUGGAUAAGAAGAAUUUCUUGAUUGCAGCACCAAAGGAGGGUUCAGGUUAUAAGGUAGAAAUGUACACACCGGCGUUUUACGCAGCCAGCACGAUCGGGGGUAUUUUGAGCUGUGGUCUUACACACACGGCAGUUACUCCUCUUGAUCUUGUCAAGUGCAACAUGCAGAUUGAUCCUGCAAAGUUCAAGAGUAUAUCCUCUGGUUUCGGAAUUUUACUUAAGGAACAAGGCAUUAGAGGAUUAUUUAGGGGUUGGGCACCUACUUUCCUUGGUUACAGUGCACAAGGAGCAUGCAAAUACGGAUUCUAUGAAUAUUUCAAGAAGUACUACUCAGAUCUUGCUGGCGCGGAGAAUGCUGUCAAGUACAAAACUUUGAUUUACCUUGCUGGUUCUGCUUCUGCUGAAGUUAUUGCUGAUGUUGCUCUCUGCCCAUUUGAGGCCGUCAAAGUUCGUGUUCAAACUCAGCCUGGAUUUGCUAGAGGCUUGUCUGAUGGACUUCCCAAAUUUGUCAAGGCUGAAGGAGCUGCGGGGCUUUACAAGGGGAUUGUACCUCUAUGGGGACGACAAAUUCCAUACACCAUGAUGAAGUUUGCAUCAUUUGAAACCAUAGUAGAACAACUCUAUAAACAUGCCAUUCCAACCCCAAAAGACCAAUGCAGCAAUACUACACAGCUUGGUGUGAGCUUUGCUGGUGGAUAUUUGGCUGGUAUUCUUUGUGCUGUUGUGUCACACCCUGCUGAUAACCUAGUUUCUUUCCUCAACAACGCCAAGGGGGCAACUGUUGGUGAUGCUGUAAAUAAACUAGGCCUCUGGGGUCUCUGUACUCGUGGUCUUCCCCUUCGUAUAUUCAUGAUUGGAACACUGACUGGAGCACAAUGGGGAAUCUAUGAUUCUUUCAAAGUUUUCGUUGGCCUGCCAACCACAGGUGGUGCUGCUCCUCCUGUCCAGAAGUGAAGAAAACAUUGAUUAUUACAUAAUAUCUUCUUCUU
Molecule: messenger RNA, 1210 nt
Organism: Solanum verrucosum
Lineage: Eukaryota; Viridiplantae; Streptophyta; Magnoliopsida; Solanales; Solanaceae
Product: mitochondrial phosphate carrier protein 3, mitochondrial-like
Exons: 6
Coding region: 114-1175 (353 amino acids)
Biological process (GO): mitochondrial phosphate ion transmembrane transport
Cellular component (GO): mitochondrial inner membrane
Molecular function (GO): phosphate transmembrane transporter activity
Source: RefSeq, a predicted model, not a curated record